Polyodon spathula (Mississippi paddlefish) is the source of this 1755-nucleotide messenger RNA. RefSeq names its product transformer-2 protein homolog alpha-like. Gene Ontology annotation, biological process: positive regulation of mRNA splicing, via spliceosome. The transcript is spliced from 9 exons. The record is from RefSeq and is a predicted model, not a curated record. Gene Ontology annotation, molecular function: RNA binding. Bases 155 to 1096 code for a protein of 313 amino acids. Lineage: Eukaryota; Metazoa; Chordata; Actinopteri; Acipenseriformes; Polyodontidae. Gene Ontology annotation, cellular component: spliceosomal complex.
AAUAUAAACUAGGAAGAACGAGUCGCCAUUUUGUGGAGUGUAUCUGCUGCAUUGUAAUUAUUGCGCAGUUAUUUCGAGGAACAAUUAUAAAUAUCAGUGUACAUUAUUUUUUCUCUGUUAACAAGUUCAGCCUUUAUACAACUUUCAGAUAACCAUGAGCGACGUUGAGGAUACACACUUCGAUGGAAGAGGAUCCCGUUCUCCAUCGAAAUCUGAUUGUGGCAGCCCAGUGCGUGUGAAGUCUGAGAGUCGUUCUGCGUCUGGUAGUCCUUCAAGAGCUUCAAAACGGUCAGAGUCCAGGUCAAGAUCAAGGUCCAAAUCAAGGUCGCGCUCUAGGAAGCACUCUCACAGGAGGUAUUCACGCUCAAGGUCCCGCUCACACUCGCACAGGAAGAAAUCCAGAAGCCGUUCAUACUCGCCUGAAUGCCGUCGCAAGAAGAGCCGGAGCACCUCUCCAAUGUCAAAUCGUCGCAGACAUGCAGGCAGCAGGACAAGAUUCAGCAAUGACAUCAAAAAAGAGGCAAGCAAUCAUAGUGAUGCCAGGCUUUUCCACCAGGCAAAUCCUGACCCAAACACCUGUCUUGGAGUGUUUGGGUUAAGCCUGUACACAACGGAGAGGGACCUGCGUGAAGUGUUUUCUCGUUACGGACCGCUGGCUGGCGUGAAUGUUGUCUAUGAUCAGAGAACAGGACGGUCAAGAGGAUUUUCAUUUGUGUACUUCGAAAGAAUUGAUGAUGCUAAAGAGGCGAUGGAACGUGCAAAUGGAAUGGAGCUUGACGGAAGGCGGAUACGUGUAGAUUACUCCAUCACCAAACGGGCCCACACUCCUACUCCUGGCAUUUACAUGGGAAGGCCAACUCACAGCAGUGGCGGGAGCAGUGGCGGUGGUGGCAGCAGCGGAAGUAGUAGUGGAGGACGUCGGCGUGAUUCCUAUUAUGACCGGGGAGGCUAUGACCGGGGAGGCUACGACCGGGGAGGCUAUGACCGAUACGACGAGUACGAUAAUAGAUACAGUCGGAGACGAUCUCCAUCUCCUUAUUACAGUAGAUGCAGAUCCCGUUCUAGAUCUCGUUCCUACAGUCCUCGACGUUACUAAACAGGAUAGAUUCAGCUCGGGAGAUUUAUUGUUGAUCCUCCAGAAAAGUUGUACAACUUUUAAAAAAAAAAAAAAAAAAAAAAAAAAAAAAAAAAAAACAACAAAAAAACUUGUUCUGAACUACUAAUGAGACAUUGUUAAGUUUGAGUUCUAGAAAUGAUAAUCUUGUUUUUUGUUUUUUUUUAAAUUGAAUGCUUUAUAGUUCAACUUAAAUCUGUGAUUGCCAGAAAGGUCGUGGUUUUUUGUUUAAGAUUUUUUUCUUAGUCAGGUUAUGAACAUAUUGCAUUUAGCUGCAUUUACUGUUUUUUUCUGUGUAUUUGUAAAACACAUUGAAAAAAUGUCAUGCAGAAUAAAAAGCUAGAACUGCUACAUUUUCUAUUCCUUGAUUUUCUAAAUUAAAUUUAGAGUUGGAAAGUUUAUGUAUUGUGACUUUUUUUUUUUUUAUUUUAUGUUACUCCUUGCAAUGUAUGGGCAUGUGAACAUGAUUUAACUUACUAAUGGUAGCAGUUGUAUUAGCACAAUGUUGUAAUGUAAAUGGAUACAUUUCAAUGUCAACUUGGAUGUGCAAAAAGGAAAUUAUUUUGAUGGAAUGUGAGGUAUAUUUAAUGGGUUUUUACGCUUGCUUGUUUUUUGUUUGCCAAAUAAACAUGAAAAACAAA